AUGAAGUUUCCACACCACCACAGGCUCCUAAACGUACAUCCAUCAUCCAAAGUAGUAGAGCCUGCACGAUCAACCAGCAUCUCUAGACAGAGCUACCGCGUCCAUGGCGGUUUCUUCACUCUCGCUGAGUUUGGUCCCAAGAACCUUCAAAGACAAGCUGAACGAGCCUCGUUGGAGCGAGUCGCCUCGAGCCAGCGAGCUUCCUCUUCAUCACGCCAUCGCAUGCUCGUGCGAUCGCACCACAGGCUUCGAUGAAGAAAUUUCAGGCAACUGCAAGAGAAGGCCUUUGCUCUUGGGCGUUGUUGGGUCGUUGACAGCGAGUUUAUUGCCUGCCAGUUCUCUUCUAGCUCAAGAAAUGCCAGCAAAUUAUCGGGCUUUUGUUGACCUUUCGGAUGGGUAUUCGUAUUAUUAUCCCUCGGAUUGGAGGGAAUUCGAUUUCCGGGGGCAUGAUUCUGCGUUCAAAGAUCGGUAUCUGCAGCUGCAGAAUGUGAGAGUCAGAUUCAUACCGACAGACAAGAAAGACAUCCAUGACAUGGGUCCGAUGGACGAGGUUGUCUCUAACUUGGUGAAGAAUAUAUACGCUACACCAAAUCAGAUAGCUAACAUUUUUGACACGCAGGAGAGAACUGUUGAUGGGAGGGACUAUUACACAUUUGAAUACGAGCUCAGAUCUCCAAAUUUCGCCAGUUGCUCUUUUGCAACCAUUGCAGUUGCGAACGGGAGAUUUUACACGCUGACCGUCGCAGCAAAUGAGAGAAGGUGGAGAAGAGUAAGGAACAAGCUUAAAGUAGUCGCAGACUCUUUUAAAGUGCUCGAUAUCUGAGUCGUUUGUGGAUGAAGCGUGCAUUUCACACGCCAUCCUAGAGUUGCGAUGUAUUUUUUCCUUGUUUAUAAAUGUGAUGCUUUGUCCCUGAGAUCGAGAUUUUUCCCUA
Messenger RNA from Eucalyptus grandis, 932 nucleotides. Its product is annotated as photosynthetic NDH subunit of lumenal location 1, chloroplastic. Gene Ontology annotation, biological process: photosynthesis. Gene Ontology annotation, cellular component: extrinsic component of membrane; photosystem II; photosystem II oxygen evolving complex. The record is from RefSeq and is a predicted model, not a curated record. Gene Ontology annotation, molecular function: calcium ion binding. The transcript has 8 exons. The coding region runs from base 104 to 823 and encodes 239 amino acids. NCBI's taxonomy places the organism in Eukaryota, Viridiplantae, Streptophyta, Magnoliopsida, Myrtales, Myrtaceae.